Prionailurus viverrinus (fishing cat) is the source of this 2436-nucleotide messenger RNA. RefSeq names its product desumoylating isopeptidase 2 (gene DESI2). Gene Ontology annotation, biological process: protein deubiquitination. Gene Ontology annotation, molecular function: deubiquitinase activity. The record is from RefSeq and is a predicted model, not a curated record. Lineage: Eukaryota; Metazoa; Chordata; Mammalia; Carnivora; Felidae. The transcript has 5 exons. Bases 466 to 1050 code for a protein of 194 amino acids.
AGUCCUCGCUGCAUGCCGGGAACUGUAGUCUUUUUGGGACCCCUCUCUGCUUCAGCGUGGAGAGGCGCCAUCUUAGGUCCCGAGGUGCGGCCGCGCCGAGCCAGAGCGCAGGCGGGCUCAGCCCCCGCGCCGGGCCGGCCCCGCCCCCGGGGCGCCUGGCGCCCGCCCCCCGCUCAGGCCCCGCCUUUCCCCACGUGUCCGCCGCCGAGGGGAGGCGCCUGAGCCGGAGCGGGCCCGCCAGAGGUCCGGGCCCGCCAGAGGUCCGGCCCCGUCGGCGCUGAGGGUCCUGUCGGCGGCGCCCGGGAGCGGCCCGGCUCCCCGAUGCUCCCGCGCCGGCUGCCGCGGGCCGGGCUGUGCGCUUAGUGCCCGGCUCUGGCCCCCCGAAGUGCCCGCGGGGGUGGGAGCGGCCUCGGCCCCGCGGAGACGGAGCGGCUGGAGGACGAGGCGGCGGCCGCGGGGAGGAGGAUGGGGGCUAACCAGUUAGUGGUGCUCAACGUGUACGACAUGUACUGGAUGAAUGAAUACACCUCGUCCAUCGGAAUUGGAGUUUUUCAUUCAGGAAUUGAAGUAUACGGCAGAGAAUUUGCUUAUGGUGGCCAUCCUUACCCCUUUUCUGGAAUAUUUGAAAUUUCCCCAGGAAAUGCUUCUGAACUAGGAGAAACAUUUAAAUUUAAAGAAGCUGUAGUUUUAGGGAGCACGGACUUCCUGGAGGACGACAUAGAGAAGAUUGUGGAGGAGCUGGGCAAGGAGUACAAGGGCAACGCCUACCACCUGAUGCACAAGAACUGCAACCACUUCUCCUCGGCGCUGUCGGAGAUUCUUUGCGGGAAGGAGAUUCCUCGCUGGAUCAAUCGUCUGGCCUACUUCAGCUCCUGCAUCCCCUUCCUCCAGAGCUGCCUCCCCAAGGAGUGGCUCACCCCCGCAGCCCUGCAGUCCAGCGUCAGCCAGGAGCUGCAGGAGGAACUGGAGGAGGCCGAGGAUGCGGCCGCGGCCGCCUCCAUGGCCGGCCCCUCGGCGGGCUCCAGACCCGGGCGCCACACCAAACUAUAAAAGGUCUCCCAAGUCUCACCCUCAGAACUGUCUCCGACCGGUGACUGUCCCCAGAGAAAAGUAAGAGAGUAAGAAGCAUCCUUUGGGUAUUUUGUAUGCAAAGAUGGCUCUCCCCCAAAUCCCAGUUUUUCAGCUCAGGAUUAUAUUUGUAAUCAAAAGAAUCACUUGGCGCAGGAGGGAGAACUUUGUACGAAGCCGCCCUCGGUUUUUUUUACCCACUUGUAAAUUGGGGUUUACUUCUGUUUUCUACAAGCUCUGUUAAGUUAUGUUUACAGUAUUUUGUAUCGCUGUUUACAAACCUUGCAUGGACUCCUGCCACCGUGAAAGAAGACAGCCUUCACGUCUCGGGAACUUCGGUGGAUCACCUUCCUCCACUUGCGACAAUUUCCAGAGCCACGGCGUCCGCAGUCGGCACACGAAGGGCGCUUGAGCGGCUCUGGCCACCACUACCUGCUCCAGAAGGGUCGUUUAGGUUCGCGUGUGGUUCUGUUCGCGUUUGGGCACCGAGGCCAAGAAGCUCCCGCAGCCCAAGGGCUCGGGGCCCGGGUCUGCGGGAAAGGCUCUGCCAGGCAGGGGCCUGCACCCCUGACACCUGUCCCCCCAGGCGGGCCGGCCCGUCCCAUGACGCCUCUGAUUCUGCCGUUAGGAUGGUUUUCGUUUGAGAUAGUCUUGCUAGGAACCGAGGGGUAUUUUUGCACACGUGUUGGGGGCUUCAUCGAUUAUUUUAAUACAGACUGACCUCCCUGCACACGAUUUCGCCGACGGGGCGGGAGUAGCAGCAGGAGUUGACAUUCAACUGCUUUUGAACUAUUCAGGCUGCCUUUUAUACUAGACCUUGAAAACUGGAGCCUGAAGUAACGCCCUCCACAUAGUUCACGAUUUGAUAUCCCGACACUUCGUGUAACCAGACGGAGCGCGUCGGAGUCCUGUUGCUUCGUUCCGGGGUAGUUUGACCUCAGAGUAGAAAAACCUAGUCUCAUUGACCUCUCGUUAAAGGAUGUUUGUGUGUCUUAAAACUCAUCUUUUUCUGUUCUCCCAAGUGUGUGUCUCUUACGUGACCUCCUCCCACAAGGAAAUUGUCACCACCGAUAGAUAAGUCCUCGUUAGCAAGGACUCUGUCUGCUCACAUCUACUCCCAGUUUGACCCUUGGAUGUAAGAGCCAAGUCACUACAUGUCAGAUUCAAUUUUUCUGCCUUAAGAAUGAAUGUCCUACAUAGAAUAUUGGGUGAGCGCAUAAAUUAUCCAAGGCAGUGACUUCAGCUUUAUAUAUAUUGUUAGUUUUAAAGUCACCACCUUUUAUUUAAACUCCUAGAUCGGAUUGUUUGCUAUUUCUCUUUGUAAAGAUACAUAUCUUUCAGUAAAGGACAUUUUUAACUUUUCCAUCA